Molecule: messenger RNA, 1611 nt
Organism: Ornithodoros turicata
Lineage: Eukaryota; Metazoa; Arthropoda; Arachnida; Ixodida; Argasidae
Exons: 2
Coding region: 1-1611 (536 amino acids)
Molecular function (GO): nucleic acid binding
Source: RefSeq, a predicted model, not a curated record
AUGCACAGAACCACCCACAGCGACAGAUACGACCUCCCGAGCGGAGUGCCACAAGGCAGCGUUCUCAGUCCGUUGCUUUUCAAUGUGGUUAUGGCGGACCUUCCACAGCACCUGCACAAAAAUAUACACAUUAGUAUGUACGCCGAUGACAUCUGCCUAUGGACAUCGGGCGUACAGUUACCAGCGCUGCAACGGUGGCUUCAAGAUGCCCUCGACUGUACGGUAGCAUUCUUGACGCAGAGGGGAAUGGACAUAUCUCCCGAAAAGACGGUCUUCCUACCCUUCACACGGAAAAAGAUGAACAACUUCCAAUUGCAGCUCUCGACACAGCCAGUCCAGCGGGUUUCACAUCAUCGCUUUCUGGGAGUUAUAAUCGACGCACAAUUAACAUGGGCCGCCCAUACCAAGUAUCUGAAGGGCAGAGCCGACGCUCGGAUUAACAUACUACGGCAUCUCACGGGGCCCCGGUGGGGAAUGUCAACGUCGUCACUACUCACUGUGCACAGAGCCCUCAUCCAGCAAAUGGCAGCGUAUCACCUUCCAGUGCUGAACAACAUUUGCGCUACGUCGGAGAAUAUACUGCAAGGCGUCUUAGCAAGGAGUUUGAAGGUCUGCCUUGGGGUACCAAGUGCCACCUCUAACACACUGACCAUAGCAGAGGCCAAAGAACCUCCAUUCGAGGCACUAAGGGUGCGUGAAACGGUUCGGCAUUACCUUCGCCUGUGCACUCAGCAUGAUCACCAUCCCCUGGUGCGGAAGCUGCUUCGCCGAAACUCUUCUUUCUUAAAAGCACUCUCUCCAUAUAGACGUACAUUGCCAACAGCACGGCCGCAACAAGCGGACCCACACCCUCCAUGGACGCUACAGACACCUCCUAUCUGUACCACCGUGCCUGGGAUCAACCAGGGAAAGUCAAGCCUCCCGCCUUUCGCCAUGAGACAGUACUGCCUCGAAUUGAUGGAAAGGCACAAAGGCCGUGUAGCCAUCUUCACCGACGGGUCCACGACUCUAUCCGGGUCUGCCUCCGCAUUUGUAAUACCAGAGCACAAGAGGGAAGGCAUAGCACGACUGUCUCACAGGACCUCAUCGACGGCAGCGGAGCUGGUAGCCGUACAGCUAGCCAUGAGUUACCUUGCCACGCUCGAGCUGCCUGCGCAAUGGAUAGUGUACUGCGACUCUAAAGCCGGCCUUCAAGCUAUCUCAUCGUUCUUGGAAAAAGGCCGUACGGCUUCAACAGUACGAGACCUCCUGUUAGGCCUCUACAACCCCUUCCUACGGUCUAUCGACCCAUUGAUGGAGUUUGUCAUCGCUUGCCACCGCAGUCGUAAAGAAGAAUCCCUUCUCCUCCGCCUACGACUCAAUGUUGCCCGUACACCCUCACUUCUCUUCAAUAUGGGUCGGCUAAAUUCACCAAACUACAUUGUCUCUGGCGUGGAAGCUGACAUCCCACACCAGCUCCUGCAUUCUCAGCAGCACCUUCACCAUAGGAACACCCUCCGUUGCCGUCUGCUCCAGGUUGGCUGUAACGACCUUUCGUUGGCCGCUCUCCUUGGCCCCGUCCUGCACCCCAACCAGUGGGCUGUCACUGCCGCUCUCUUCGGUUUUCUCUGA